GGCGCUCGGGCAGCGGCGGCGGCGAGGUCCUCGCGGCGCAGGCGGCGGCAGUAGCAGCGGCGGCGGCGGCGGCGGGGUGACAUUCAGCUCGGGCCCCGCAACAUGGCGCAGGCCGCGCAGAGGCUGGCGCAGCGCAUCGCCACCCGCGGGCCGCAGCUUCUCAGCGCCGCCGUGGCGUACUCGAAGCCCCGUUUGGCCACGUUCUGGUACUACGCCAAGGUAGAGCUGGCCCCGCCGACCCCCGCCGAGAUCCCCCGGGCCAUCGACAGCAUGAAGGCCAUGGUCAGGAGCUUCCAGACCGGCCGCCUGGCGCAGCUCACCGUCAAGGAAGCGCUGAGGAACGGUCUGGUGGCCACGGAGGUGCUGAUGUGGUUUUACAUCGGGGAGAUCAUAGGCAAGGGCGGCCUGAUCGGGUACAACGUCUGAAGGCUCACCCUCAGUAACGCCGUGGGUCCCGAGUCUGUAACAGGGGUCUGUGACAAUAAAGCCAGGAACCGA
Messenger RNA from Grus americana (Whooping crane), 498 nucleotides. It is a transcript of the gene ATP5MG, whose product is annotated as ATP synthase membrane subunit g. Gene Ontology annotation, biological process: proton motive force-driven ATP synthesis. Lineage: Eukaryota; Metazoa; Chordata; Aves; Gruiformes; Gruidae. Gene Ontology annotation, molecular function: proton transmembrane transporter activity. The record is from RefSeq and is a predicted model, not a curated record. Bases 103 to 426 code for a protein of 107 amino acids. The transcript has 3 exons.